Tarenaya hassleriana is the source of this 2013-nucleotide messenger RNA. RefSeq names its product WEB family protein At1g12150. The coding region runs from base 117 to 1760 and encodes 547 amino acids. Lineage: Eukaryota; Viridiplantae; Streptophyta; Magnoliopsida; Brassicales; Cleomaceae. The record is from RefSeq and is a predicted model, not a curated record. The transcript is spliced from 3 exons.
AAAAAUAGACAUGGUGCACAAAAACACAGGCUGAUUUUAUAAGAAAGAAGCCAACACCAUACAAUUACAAAGGGAUUGAGAGAGAAGGCUCAUCUUUUAAACAAAGAAGGAAAGGAAUGGUGAACAUAAGAGUAGCAGAUCGGAACAAAGGGCCAGAGUCGCCCAAGACAGAGGUUGGGGAGAUAGACACGAGAGCCCCUUUCCAAUCUGUCAAGGCCGCCGUCAGUUUGUUCGGGGAAGUUGCCAUCUCUCGCCAGAGAAGUACUCCCCGCAGGUCCAGACUCUCCUCUGAGAGCGUUCUUGAUAAAGAAACACAGCUAAUGCUGGCCCAGAAAGAAUUCUCCAAGAUCAAGCAGAAGCUGGAGAACACCGAGGUCACCAGAUCCCGGGCUCUAUCUGAUCUCGCCAUGGCCAAGCGUACCAUGGUCGACUUAAGCAACAAGCUCCAGACGGUCAACCUGUCCAAGCUCUCUGCUUUAGACACCAAAGAAUCCGUCCAACAACGAGAAGAACAGCUUGAACACGACAAAUCCCAUGGCCGCCACAACCAUGAGCUCGACCUUGCCAGAGAACAGUAUCUUUCCACAACAGUUGAGCUCGACGCCGCCAAGCAACAACUCAACCAAAUCAGACAGAGCUUUGAUUCUGCCAUGGAUGCUAAAUCCUCUGCCCUGCAGCAGGCCGCCGAAGCACAACGUGCCAUAGAAGCGAAUUCUAGGAAGGUCGAUGAGCUGUCCAAGGAGAUUUCUGACAUGAAGGACGCCAUUCAGCAAUUGAAGUCUGCCGCUACCCAAAAUCUUCAGGAGUAUGAAAAGAUUAUGAAAGACAAAGACUAUUUACGGGACUGUUACAAGGCUGGUGUCGAAGAUGCUGAGAAGAAACUGUUAGCUCUGAGGAAACAAUAUGAUCCUGAGCUCACAAGAUCCCUGGAGGCGAAACUGACUGAGACAACAUUGGAAAUCGAGGUGUUGCGUGAAGAGAUGAAGAAGGCUCAUGAAUCUGAGAUGAACACUGUUAAGAUCAUAACAAAUGAGCUUAAUGAUGCAACUACCAGACUACAGGAGGCUGCAGAUGAGGAAUGCUCUCUCAGAAGCUUGGUCAAUUCUCUGAGGAUGGAACUAGAAGACUUGAGGAGAGAAUGCGAGCAACAAAAACAAAAACAAGCUGAGAGAUUGGCAAUGGAGGAACAAAAACAAGCAGAGGCGCUCGAACAGGAGAAUUUGAAGCUGGAGCAGAUGUUGUCAGAAGCCGCAAGCGUGAGAAGAGAAGCUGAGAAGAUGAACAGGAAGACUGAGGAGCUGAAGAAGGAAACUGAGGCUGCUGUACUAGCUGCAGAGGAAGCGGAGAAAAGACUAGAGCUUGUAAUAAGAGAAGUUGAAGAGGCGAAAACAGCUGAGGAGAAGGUUCGCGAAGAGAUGAAGAUUAUGUCUCGGAAGCAAGAGAGCAAGAAACAACAUGAAGUAUCAGCCUCCAAGAUUAAAAUCACAGUGCAAGAGUUUGAAUCUCUGAAACGAGGCACGGCUGAAACUGAGAAGAUGAUUGAGAUGAAGCUGGCGGAGAUAGCAAUUCAGCUGGAAGAGGUCAAUGCAAGAAAAACCGAAGCAGAUAAGAACUUAGAGGCAAACCUGAAAGCGUUGGAGGAGAUAAAGACUGCUACAGAUUUGGCUCAGAAGUCAGCGGAAUCUGCAGAAACAGCGAAGAGUGUGGUGGAAACCGAGCUGAGGAGAUGGCGUCAACAAGAAAAUGUGCAACAUGCAUAGAGAUCAAGCCUUUUGCUUCAGGAACAUGAUGAAUACAAGCCCUGUUCGUACACUGGCACAACACUUGAUGCAUCUAAAAACAUCUUUCACUGAUUUUUUUUAGGCUUUUUACAACGUUAGGGGCGAUGAGAAUGAGAAACAUGUCUAUACUGCACGGUCAUUUAUUGUAUAAAGCUUCUUUGUUUGAACUUUGUCCUGCGCUGUUAAAAGCUCAAUACUCAGCCAACAACAAUGGUGGCACAGGUAGCCUUUC